Archocentrus centrarchus (flier cichlid) is the source of this 5534-nucleotide messenger RNA. Its product is annotated as zinc finger protein OZF-like. The coding region runs from base 112 to 1515 and encodes 467 amino acids. Gene Ontology annotation, molecular function: RNA polymerase II cis-regulatory region sequence-specific DNA binding; DNA-binding transcription factor activity, RNA polymerase II-specific. The transcript has 2 exons. NCBI's taxonomy places the organism in Eukaryota, Metazoa, Chordata, Actinopteri, Cichliformes, Cichlidae. The record is from RefSeq and is a predicted model, not a curated record. Gene Ontology annotation, biological process: regulation of transcription by RNA polymerase II.
UGGACGUACAGUCCGUGUGAGGAAGCUGCAGCAGCGUACUGAAUUUAGAGGAGAGACACAAAGAAAGCCACUGAUCCUACCACGUUAGUUGAAACCCGAUUUGAAGCAGCGAUGUGUUCAGCUCAGCAUCUGAGAGAGUUCAUCAAGGAGAGACUCACUGCUGUUUGUGAAGAAAUCUUCUUAGAGGUUCAAAAAACCGUCGGCCAUUAUGAGGAGGAGAUCGACCGUCAGCGCAGACUGCUGGAUAUCAGCCGGAAUCCCGACACAAACUCACACAUCACAGACAUGCCACAAAAGCAUGAUUGUGAGGAAGAGGACGGUCUCACCAGGAGAGGUAACCAGGAGAGGAACUUCACUCGGGACCAGGAGUACCCAGAGCCUCCACAGAUUAAAGAGGAACAGGAGCACCCAGAGCCUCCACAGAUUAAAGAGGAACAGGAGCACCCAGAGCCUCCACAGAUUAAAGAGGAACAGGAGCACCCAGAGCCUCCACAGAUUAAAGAGGAACAGGAGAAACUCUGUAGCAGUCAGGGGGGUGAGGAGCUUGGACUGAAGCAGAAAGCUGAUGCCUUUAUGGUAACUAUUACUUAUGAGGAAAGUGACCACAGUGAACCAGAACCAAACAGUGAGCAGCUUCUUUCUCACAGCUCUUCUGAAGCAGAGGUAAAGAAGAGGAUACAUCGCAGAAAGAGAAGUCACAGUCAGAGAGUAGACAACACUCCUGUGUCAGAGAAUCAGAGUCAAACUGACACAAGGAAGAAGUCUCUACAAUGUGACACCUGUGGAAAAGCUUUCAUAUAUAAAUCCCACCUGACCAGACACCUGAAAGUUCACACACGAGAGAAACCACAUUGUUGUAUCACCAGUGGGAAAAACAUUGGUCAGAAUUCAGACUUGGAGCUUCAUGCAAAAAUUCACACUGGUGAAAAGCCACAUUCUUGUGGCACGUGUCAUCAAGGAUUCGAUCGGAAGUCAGCCUUGAAACAUCAUGCAAGAAUUCACACUGGUGAGAGGCCAUAUUCUUGUGGCAUGUGUCAUAAAACAUUCAAUCGGAAGUCAGUCUUGAAGCGUCAUGCAAAAAUUCACACCGGUGAGAGGCCAUAUUCCUGUAGCACCUGUGGGAAAAGAUUCCGUGAGAAAUCAAACUUGCAAAGUCAUGUAAAAAUUCACACAGGUGAGAAGCCAUUUACAUGUGGCACCUGUGGGAAACAAUUCAUACAGAAGAUAAACUUGAAAACACACAUGAUAAUUCACACAGGUGAGAUGCCAUAUUCCUGUGGCACCUGUGGGAAAAGAUUCAGUCGGAAAAUUGACUUGAAGCGUCAUGUAAGAAAUCACACUGGUGAGAAGCCAUAUUCUUGUGGCACCUGUGGGAAAAGAUUCAAUCACAAAUCAACCUUGGAUUGUCAUAUAAGAAUCCACACUGGUGAGAAGCCAUAUCUUUGUAACAUCUGUGGGACAAGAUUCACUUCAAGGAUACAGUUAAAGAAACACAUGAGAAUUCAUUCUGGUUAAAGGUUUCAUGCUCAGAAAAUGUGAGACAGCUGUGAGUUGUACCUGUGUGUUGGUGGUAGAGCUCACACUGAGCAGAAGUCAAAUCACUGCACAAGAUGAGUGAAAAGGUGACCCAUAUUCAAGCCAGUAUUUUCUGUGCAGAGCAGUAAAGAACUCUCUGCAUUGUUUAUUCAGUUUAUUACCUUGAGGCCUUUUUUAUAUGAAUUUUUAUACAGACGCAUAAAUUACGUGCAAAUGUUUGGUACCUUAAAAAUAUUUUUCUGACUUGCCUGUUCAAUCUGUUCUGACCUUGACUCUAUUUAACUCAGAGAGGAAAAGACUGGAAGAUAAGGUUGCAACACAACCAAUACCGUUUUAAAGGAACAAUUCAUGAAUUUAAGAACAAUGGAGUUCUCUUUUAUUAUUUUGAUUUGUAAAGGGCCCAGGUUGUAAUUUCUGUUGUGAAAUGGUUACCUGUUGAUGUAUUAACUUAGGUUACAGUUAACUGAACAUUUGUAUGUUAUGAUCAUUUGUACUCAUACUCAGCUCCUCUCAAACUUAGAGCGAGGUGUACUUACCUGGGAGUGGGUUACAUGUAUAAUAAAAAUCAGUGAUUGUAUCUGAAGUGAUGUCAUUUUUCAGAUGAAAAGUUUGAUCACACUUGAUCACUUACACAUUUAUAUCUAAAAACUAAAUGAUGCAGGCCUGUAUAUUGUGGAGGAGAGACAUGUUUAUUUGCCCUGAGCUGCAUUUGUCAGGCAGAGCAUCUCCACACUCCACCAAUCUAAUGUUCUGUUUUGGUUUAUCUGAUGGAUAUUUCUGUCCAUUACUGUGUAGCUGUUGAACCACACGCACAGACAGUAAGUCAAAAUGCUCUACAGAGCAACAGUAGAUAGACACCAGCAGAAUUUGGUUCAGGUGAGAAGCCUCUUGUAAUGAGGUCUUUGCUGGGCCUUUUUUGGCAGUGUUGGCAGUGUUAAUACUCCAGCUCAGGUCGUACUCCAACUUCACUUCCAGGAACCAAAAAAUUGAGACCAUCCCCACCAAUGAACAGAGAUUGAAUGACAUCCCACAAGAGCAGCCAAGUGUAAUCCCCUGCAUGCUCCAGGUGGGAGAGAGCAGAAAGGAGGUCUGUGGCAAUGGUGUCCACUGUGAACGUGUUAGUUCUGUAGGCAAGCUAGUGGAGGUCAAUCCUGGGGGGAAGACGAGGUGAGGUGGGCAUGGACAAGAUUUUCAAAGCACUUUAUAAUAACUGGUGUAAAUGAUACUGGCUGGUAAUCAUUCAGCCCAAUGAUGGUUUUCUUCUUGAGGAUGGGGACAAACAUGGAGGAGUUCGGGCAGGGAGGGACAGCAGCCCGACUCAGGGACUGGUUAAAAAUGCUGGUAAAAAUACCAGCCAGCUGAGUUGCUCAAACCUUGAGUACCUGUCCAGAGACACCAUCGGGCCUCACAGCUUUCCUGGGCUUCACAGCUUCCUGCAUACUCCUCACUUGUUGCUCCUCCAGCCUGAGGAUGUGGCUGAUGGAUGUUGGAUGGCUGUCUCUGGUUGUUGUACCUCUAAACAGGCAAAGAAACUGUUCAGCUCCUCCUCCAGAUUAAUGUCGCUGUUGUCAACUGACAGGCUGGGUCUGUAAUUUAUUAUAUGCUGAACCCAUGUCACCCCUGCCUGAAGUUGUGGAUCAAGAAACAGUCUUCAGUCUUCCUCCCUUCGUCUCCCUGAUGCCCUUUAAGGUUGCCGCUGGCAGCACCUUAAAGCACCCCAUCACCAGCUCUGAAGGCAAUGUUUCUCUCUGAGCAGGAUCUGCACAUUUCCAUUUGUCCAUGACUUUCUGUUUGGAUAAACCCAGAUGUUCUUGUCCACAGUUAGUGUCAGUACAGAACUUGAUGUAGUGCUGUCAUGAGUUUGUAGCAAAGAAAUGUUUUUCUGUUCCAUCACAGCAUCUUCGAAGCGUUACAUGACGCAGCUCACAGGAGGGGUGGUUCUGAAAUGUUUGAGUAGAACCUAAUCCAUAUUCUCCAAUAUUCUCUGUAAACAAGACAAACAUUACAAUUUCUUGCAAUAAGUAAAGCAGGGGUUCAAAUGAAGUCAAAUGUACAGUACACAAAGAAUAUAUUAGUUAAAUCUUCUGCUAGUGCAGGCAGUACAGUAUUUUUAUACUAAAAUCUCCAGACAGGCAGUACUUUAUGUGAUACAUUAAAACAGUGCUUGUCUGAAUUUGGGUCGUCAGCAUUCCUACAGUCUACAACUCGUCACAUUUCUUUUAGACCUGAUGUUUUUAUGUCUACAUGUCUUAGGUCUUUGUGAGUUGCUGUAAGAGAUGACAGCGGUGUUGGAGUUAUGUUCGCACUCUGCUGCCAGUGUUGGUUUUUCAACACAGGUGUGAAAUGACUGAGAAGGUGUUUAAGAUUUAGCAACACAUGUGUGGAGUGUGUUUAGUGACUGAGAAUGUGUUUGCUGUUUUACAUAAGAAAGUGAUUGAGUUGAACCGGAUGUGUAUAAGUGCCUAAAUUGUGUCGACGGUUUGGCCAAAAGAGUGUGUGAUUUGGGACAUUCGUUUAAGCCUCUGUGGAUUUGGUUUUGGGAUUGAAGUUUAGCGUUUUAGUGAUUCAGAAAUACUGUAACGGUUUUACUCUUUGGUGCAGUUGAGGAUGCUAUAUUAUUUUAUGUUUUUGAAUUUUUAAGCUUAAAUUGUUUAUUUUUCUUUUUUUUUUAAAAUUAUUUUAGGCUUGUUUUUUUGGUACUUGUGAGCAGGUACCGUCUCCAUAGGGAUGGGGUUUGGGAAGAAUGGCAGGAGGAGAGCAGCUGCAGAGAGGCGUAUAAGACUGCAACUGUGCUUCUUGGUCUCAACCCUGGGUAGUCAGGUUUUAGGAGGGUUAAUAAAUUUGGCCAGAUUUCUAGAAAUGAGAGCUGCUCCAUCCAAAGUGGGAUGGAUGCCGUCUCUCCUAACAACACCAGCUUUUCCAAAAUUACUAUAAAGCUCACGUUGUUUUUUGGACACCACUCAUACAGCCUGCAAUUCAAGCAGAACAUGCAGCUAAACAUGUCGCUCCUGGUCUGAUUGCGGAGAGAAAAGUACAGUCAGACAUUGUUUUUGCAAAGUUACACAUCGAUUCAAUGUUAACUCUAGUGACCUCCGACUGGUGUAACCAGGUGUCAUUACUGCCGAUGUGAACUAUGAUCUUACCAGAUUUACAUUUAGCCUUAGCCAGCAGUUUCAAAUUUCCUUGAUUUUCACCUGCUCUGGCUCCUGGAAGACAUUUGACUAUGGUCCCUGCUGUAGCUUUACGUUUCUCUAAAUAGAGUCACCAAUGACCAGAAUUUGUUCCUCAGCGAGUGUGUCGCUGAGUGGGAAAAACGAUUAGACACGUGAACAGGUUGGUGGUGUCCCGGGUCCUUGUGUUUAAAACUAUGCCUCCUCCUCACAGUCAUCCAGCUGGCUUGCUUUCCCUGCUGCUGGGGGAAUGCUAAUGGCGGCUAAGCUACCUUGGUCCUCACCAACUACAGAGGCCUGGCUAGUCUCCAGUUCACUGAGCCUGGCCUCCAGAACUACAAACAAACUACAUUUAUUACAAGUACCGUUGCUGCUAAAGAAGGCCGAGAAAUAACUAAACAUUUGACACACAGAGCAGGAAAGUGCAGGAGGGACAGGAGAAGAACCCAUGCUGUUAGUGAGUCACCUAAGAGAUAAGCUAAUAGAUGCACUAAGUUAGAAAAUUUCAAAACAGCCUGUGAAUAAUGUGAAUAAAGGUGAUUCAGCAGACAGUGUGUUUAGAUAAAGCACAUGAACAUUACACUGAAAUAUGUCUGUAGCAUGAAGGAAAUUAGUUUUUAUGAAGUUUCAUGAGGUUCGUGGUAUAUGUUUGUCUUUACUAAAUGUACAUUUACUUCCCUGAGAAAUUUGUCUGGAAAAUAACAUAACUGAUUAUGAUGUAACCAAGACUGAUAAGCUGUGACUAUAUUAAACUGUAAGCUGAAUUAGAAUGUGCCAAUACUUCAUGUCAUCUCACACGGGUGUGGCAUGCAGUCCUGACCCAGAUUA